This is a messenger RNA of Trematomus bernacchii (emerald rockcod), 2607 nucleotides long. RefSeq names its product B-cell receptor CD22-like. The coding region runs from base 443 to 1801 and encodes 452 amino acids. The record is from RefSeq and is a predicted model, not a curated record. NCBI's taxonomy places the organism in Eukaryota, Metazoa, Chordata, Actinopteri, Perciformes, Nototheniidae. The transcript is spliced from 10 exons.
CCCCAAAUUGUCGCUUUGUAUAAAAGCGUCUAACAAGUAACACGUAAUGUAAUGUGUCUUCUUGGGUUUAGAAUGUACUUUGUAUGUGUUUGUGUCUCAGUGUCUUAUCUUGAAUCUUAAAUGAUCAGUUAUGUUAACCAAAAUUAAAUGAGUCAAUUCUCUAGCCUGGUAUUUAGAUCAAAGUCUAUCCUCUUUGUCUCGUCAGUUAGUCCUGACCAAUAGAAUAAAUAGUGAUAGCUCUGUGGAGAUUUUCUAUUGCAAGAACCUGCUUUGCACCAGAGGUUUUCUUAGCCACAAAGCGCUAAACAUAUUACUCGCUCUGUGUGGUUUCCUGUUAAGAUAUGCCAUCCUGUUGUCUGUACCCCACUCUUUAACCUCAGUUGGCAGUCUACUCUUUCUGUCUUUGCUGAACCUCUCAAUGGAUUCAAUCUGAUUGAUCGUGAUGAGUUUGGAGAGCUUGAACAUGGCUGGAGGUGUCCUGGGAACGGCCUUCUCUCUCCUGCUUCUUGCCUCUAUUACACAAGGGCUCCAGGAUGUUGACAUUUUACAUUAUGAAAAGAUGGAGGCAGUAGUCGGGGAGAAUGUUACCUUACCCUGUAUCAUCCAAAGCAGUCCUUCUCUCACGAUCACAAGUGUUGAAUGGAGAAAGAACAAGAGCAGAAACACAAAGCUGGCUGUGUACACCCCAACUUAUGGACUCAGUCAGUUCUGGCCUAAUGUCACCAUGCAGAUUGUGCCCAACGGCUCCUAUCUACACCUUCAUAGCGUGGAAACAUGGGACAGUGGUUUCUAUAUUUGUGAAAUUGCGACUUUUCCUCUGGGGUCCAUCAGCAGCGAAACAGAGCUAGAGAUCAAAGAUGAAGUUAAAUUAUUGUGUGAUGCGGAAAGCAUUGUUGAAGUUCAUCCUGGAGAAAAUGUGACAAUUUCAUGCACAGCGUUUCCUGCUGAUCAUUACAAGUGGACCAAGAACAACACACUGGUUUCAGAGAUUCAAUCUCUGGAGCUCUGGUUGGUGACUGAAGCUCACUCAGGGAUUUAUACACUGACUGUCAACACAGGAAACAAAAGUGUGCAUAAAGAGUUCUCCAUCACGGUGCUAACAGCAACCACAAGCCUGAGGACGGAUCUCCAGGUGGAGGUGAGCAGAUCCCAAUCGUCUACUCACCUUCAGUGUCUCAGCAGUUGGCCACCCAGUAGCACUUCCUACAUCUGGUUUAAGAAUGGAAGGAAAAUAAAGGAAUACACAGCUCCUUAUGCAAACUUCACUUAUGAUUCUGCAGACAGUUAUUCCUGUGCUGUAAAGGGAUAUGAGGACUUCCCCUCUCCUUCAGUGUACACUCCUAAGUUUCCCUUUGUGUCAGUGAGUCCCUCUGCUGAGAUAGAGGAGGGCGGUUCAGUGACUCUGACCUGUAGCAGUGAUGCUAACCCAGCAGCUAACUACACCUGGUACAAGAAGAAUGAAGACUCUCCAAAAGCUUCAGGACAGAUCUUCAACAUCACUGACUUCAGAGCUGAACACAGUGGGAAUUAUUACUGUGAAACCCAGAACAUAUUAGGACGUAGUAACUCCACCUUACAUCUAAUUGUUGUGGCAGGGAGUUCAACAAUGACAAUGAAUAUCAUCAGGAUGACUGUGCUGGUCUUGAUGCUGAUUCCUGUAUUUCUCCUGAGUCUGUGGAUGAGGAAGAAGAAAGCUCUGAGCUCCACCACUGAAGCACAUGAACCUGUAGAGAUAGAGAUGAACUCUAUCCAUGACUAUGAGAACAUCGAAGACACAGAAGUGCAGGAAGACAUGGUGUAAAGUCCAGUCAGAUGCUCACCUGAUGGAAAUAUAGAAGAAGGACGUUGAAAUAUCCCUGUGGAGAGCGAGGCAGUGGAGGAUGUGGGGAAAGUGGAUACAUUCAUGUUGGGAAAAUACUGGAUGUUUCUUCUAUAUCAGAGUAGCACAUGAUAACAGAGGCCCUACGUAGCUGUGUACGUAGCCGGAUGUAUGACUACAUGGAUGACGCUCAUGAGACACUGUGUUGAAGUUAUGAUAGCUAUGUUCCUAAGAUUGGCAUGAUGACACAGCCCCUAUAGCAGGGGAUGGGGAACCUUUUUCCUCUCAAGGGCCAUUUCAAUUUUCACAACAUCCUCCGAGGGCCGUACAAAUUAUUGAACUCAACCUCUGUUUAAAAAAAAAAAAAAAUCACAGCCCAUUAAUUUUGGCUUUCUUUCAUGUUGUGCAAAAAAAAAGCAACCUCUUAAUACAGAUAUCUUUCUGUUUUAUUUUCAAAGUUUUUAUGUUAUGCUUUGGAGAGAGUGUGUAAAAGGCGUAAGGACCAACAUGCACUAUGACUUGUGCAUGCAUGAACGUGCACUGUUGUGGCAUGACCACCAAAACAGAAAGAUAUGGACACAAGAUGUGUGCAAAUGUAUUUAGUAUCCUAUCCAUGUGAACAUGAUUUAAGGGGGGGGACCUAAAAUCCUGUAGGGAUUUACAAUUUAUAACAAUUCACCUUGAUUUGCCAAGCUUUUAUUGUCAGCUUUUCAGUAGCAGCAGCAGGUAGGAGUCAGCAGCAUGUACAGUACCAGUCAAAAGUUUGGACACACCUUCUUAUUCAAAGU